GACUUGCGCUCUCGCGGGAAGCGGCAGAGGCGUUUGGGGGCUCAGGGAGGUGGGGCGCUCGGCCUCUCGGGAAGAGGGCGGAAUGGAGAAGCGGGGCCGAAGCGGGAAGCUGUCCUUGAACCAGACCGUUCAGGGGCCAGCCAUGACGCCUCGGAAAGAGAGGAGGCCUAGCAUGUUCGAGAAGGAGGCCUAUACACAGAUUUUAAGAGAAAGACUGAAGGAAUCAUUUCAUGAUGUUCACUAUAUAGAGCCUCCAUUUGAUGAUUCGGUUACUGAUAUAGGGAAAGAAUGGAAGAAUGCCCUAGCGAAAUUACGGUUUGCAAAUUCAUACAGAAUGGAGCCACUGAAAAAAUUCCAAGCUUAUUCAGUACAGACUAAAGUCCAGCAGAUACUAAAGGAAACUCUGAAAGAUGUCAAAUAUGAUGAUAAAGUCUUCUCUCAUUUGUCACUUGAAUUAGCAGACCGCAUAUUGUUAGCGGUCAAAGAAUUCGGGUACUACCGUUAUAAGUUCAUUAUAAAAGUAUUAUUUAUUCAAAAGACUGGUCAGGCAAUAAACAUUGCCAGCCGAUGGAUCUGGGAUGUUACAUGGGACAGCUGGGUUGCAGCUCAACAUGAAACGGAAACUUACGUGGCAUUGGCCUUGGUAUUUGCUCUGUACUGUGAAUAGCUUGUACAUGUGCUAAGGAAUGUUUACUUCUCAACUUUUAAAAAAUGCUUGAAAUUCAUAGAUUUGUGAACUGCACAGUAGUUUUGAUUAGCUAUAUUUUUAUCUCAAUUGAAGCUUAAUUGUAUUUUUUAACAACAAAUAAAAGCUGGAUCUUUA
Molecule: messenger RNA, 823 nt
Organism: Rhinolophus ferrumequinum (greater horseshoe bat)
Lineage: Eukaryota; Metazoa; Chordata; Mammalia; Chiroptera; Rhinolophidae
Gene: DYNLT2
Product: dynein light chain Tctex-type 2
Exons: 4
Coding region: 83-667 (194 amino acids)
Biological process (GO): microtubule-based movement
Cellular component (GO): cytoplasmic dynein complex; cytoplasm
Molecular function (GO): dynein intermediate chain binding
Source: RefSeq, a predicted model, not a curated record